UUAAAUUCCUACUUAGUAUAUAAGGUGGCCACUGGCUGGUAAUUGGCCAGACGACAUUCUUACUUCAGUAGAAACGGUCCCCGAAGCCAUGCGGUCCCUAGUACUUUUCGCCCUUCUUUCAUUGGCUGCUGCCAAGCCUAAACCCGGUGGUCUGUGGGGAGCACCAGCCGUCUCAUCCCUGAGCUAUGUGCACCAGCCCUUAGCCGUAGCCCAGCCGGUGGCGGUCGCCCAGCCCAUAGUGCACGCCGCGCCCGCCGCCGUCAUCGCCAAGCCUGCUGCCACCAGCUACGCCUCCUUCCAACAGAUCGUCCACCCAGUGGCUCAACAAGUCGUCCACGCUGCCCCAGUGGUAUCCCAACCGAUAGUCCACGCUGCCCCAGUCGUCUCCCAACCGAUAGUCCAAGCUGUCGCCCAACCGGUCUACCAACAAGUCCACGCUGCGCCGGUAGUGCAGGCCUACUCGCAGCCGAUUGUGCAAUCCUAUGGCCACGGCUGGUAAACGCAUCUAAUAAUAUGAGAUUGUAAAUAUUUUGUUCUUCCCUUAUUUAAGCGUUGAGAUCAUUUCCGUGCUGUUGUUGUGGUGCUAAUAAACAGUUUU
Messenger RNA from Ostrinia furnacalis (Asian corn borer), 598 nucleotides. RefSeq lists its product as uncharacterized. NCBI's taxonomy places the organism in Eukaryota, Metazoa, Arthropoda, Insecta, Lepidoptera, Crambidae. Bases 89 to 499 code for a protein of 136 amino acids. The transcript has 4 exons. The record is from RefSeq and is a predicted model, not a curated record.